Molecule: messenger RNA, 1212 nt
Organism: Dermacentor silvarum
Lineage: Eukaryota; Metazoa; Arthropoda; Arachnida; Ixodida; Ixodidae
Product: 28S ribosomal protein S22, mitochondrial-like
Exons: 9
Coding region: 4-1164 (386 amino acids)
Cellular component (GO): mitochondrial small ribosomal subunit
Molecular function (GO): structural constituent of ribosome
Source: RefSeq, a predicted model, not a curated record
AAUAUGGCGUCCACCAUGGCGUCGAAAACAUGCUCCUUCGUCUCGCGGUGGAAGCAUUUGUUACGACAGCCGGCUACUAACGCAAAGUCUUGGACACAUCACGCUAGAAGAACAUGUGCAAACACAAGCGCCGCCGAUCCUUACAAGUGUUCCGAUAACAUAGACAUCGAGGCCUUGUUCAUCAGUCCGAAAGUGCAGAACUUUCUCCAAAAGCUCGCGGGUUUUGACCUCGACAAAAUCUUCGCUCCGAUCCCCGUGCCUUUAAACACGCCGCGCUACAAGUUCCUUACAGAUGAACAACUUGAACAGGAACUACAAGACUCCCGCCGUCGGGCCCAGCAAAAACUGCAGAUGCCACCAGUGCUUCGAGAACGCAAGCCAUGUGAGAAAGUGCUCGCUAAGGAUCCAGAAAUUCAGGGCUUCACCGAUAGCACGCACAUCUUCACGGACAUUUCUUAUGGCUAUAAAGAUCGGGAGCGCCUUAUUGUCAUACGAGAACCCAAUGGCGUACUCCGUACUGCCAACUGGGAGGAGAGGGAACGCAUGCUGCAGACCUACUUCACUAACAAGGACAAGUCCUUCUACAUGCCCAAGAUGUUUGAGCCAAGUUACUUACAGGACGUCUUAGACAAGCAGUGGUAUCGGUUUGUGUUGGACAGGGCCUGCAUUCAGUUUGAGCCAGAUGACCCCGAAUACAUCAGGGUUACGCACGCCACCUACGACCACAUUGAUGCCAAGCGUGGCUUCCACGAGCUGCGGUCAACACGGCAUUUUGGCCCCAUGGCUUUCUACCUGGCAGUCGUCGGCAAGGUGGACAACCUGCUCAUCGACCUGCUACAGAGGGAGAUGAUCGAAGACACUGGUCACCUGCUGAGGCUGUUCUACCAUAUACAUCCACCAGCCGAUGGCACACAAGUGGAUGAUAACACAGAACACAUUGAACUCGUUAAGGUAAACAUGACAUCAGUAUUCAGGAGAGUGUGGGAGCCUGCGUUCAUGGCAGAGUGCCAUUUGAGACAGAACAUAUUCUUUUGGUUCCCACAUUUAACGAAUAACAAACUCCAGAAACGCAGUCACAUGGAGCUGGCCCUGCAGACCUACCUGGAGGUUCGCAGCAGCCGAGAGGAAGCGGAGAAGAACCUGGCCUCUGCCAGGGGCCAUUAGUGAUUACCCACGCGGAAUAAACAUUAUAUAAUAUAGUUUAACACCUUA